AUGGCGGCACUACUUCGGACAUCUCCCAACCUCGGCCUCCGGAUACGGAACCUCGCCCUGACAAGGACUCAACAGACAUCAACAUCACUCAGCACCCGAUUCGCCUCCUCCCUCGACACUCCGAUCAGAACAACACCACCCGCCUCACGCACUACCCCUCGUCGCACAACCUCGUCUCCUCAUUACCCUCGGAAGGAGUUUGUCUCUGCCUUUGUCGGAGGCACCAAUAUCGAUGAUACCACACCCCCAUUCCCUCCGCCAACAUCAGUAUCGAAAUCAUCAUCACCAUCAUCAUCAUCAUAUUCAAGGAGAUCCUCACCCACGAGAGCAGUCGCCCCAGGGUCGACGGCUUCAACAACCCAAGGUCUUCCCAACAAGCACCUACUGAUCACCAAGGACUUUGCUAAAUAUGUUCAAAAAAACCGCACACCGCAGCAAGUGCUGGAUCAUGUCAUGGAGGCGCGGUACCAGCGGGACUGGGACUUCAUGCUUGGACGGAUCUUGAACGAAUACCUUAAGCAAAACCAGGUCUACAACAUCGAGCCCCUCAUCAUAGAGAUGGAGAAACGCGGGCUAUCAGUUCAGUCAGACACAUACACGGUCCUCCUCCGAGGACUCGCAACGUUCGCCUUCUCUUCCUCACACACUACCGCCGCACAAUCCCUCUACAGCCGCCUCAAAUCACAGUACAACCACCCACCCACUGUGGAACAGGCAAACUCCAUGAUCCGGAUGUAUCAACGUCUCGGCAACAACAUCGAGGGCAUCGAACAGGUCUACAACGACAUGGCCAAGAAGGGACCCGACGCACCCACAGUCGUCACCUACGGGACCCUUAUCAAGUCCUAUGGACGUAUCGGAGGCGACCGAGCAUUCGAGAGGGCAUGGAGAGUUUGGGUCGAGUACUUGAACACAACCAAUAUCCGUCGAGAGGAUGGAGAUGCCAUGGAUACAGGGAUGCUGGGUGCCAUUCUGACGGCGUGCAAAGAGGCGCACAACCCGGACUAUGUCAGGAGAGGCUACCGCCUGUUUGAGUCUUACUACGGGAUGCAGACUGGAUCGCCAACACCAUUGGGAGCAACGUCUGUUGUUCCUGCAGGAUUUACUGCUGGAGGGGCUGGAGGAUACGGACAUGUGCGACACCAGGGCGGACCCAGCAAGACGUCGUCCGUUGCUUUGGACGAAUCGGCCUCGAAUAAGGGUCUCACCAUCGGCAAGGGAGCCGAGUACGCCAAGGCAGAUGACCCGCGACCCGAGAUGUUGGAGCUGGUCAUGGCGACCAGUUUUCAACUCGGGGAAUUCGAGCGGGGGAUCCGGUACAUGAAGUUCAUCCGUGAAAAAUUUCCGGAAUUCGAGCCCAACAACCGUAACCUGACGACCUACAUGCGUCUCCAAACCGCAGUCAAGGAUUACAACGGAGCCUUCAGGACUUUUGACGAGGUUGAAGCGUUGGGUCAGGAACAUACCCGUGCCUCAUGGAAGCAAGGGCUCCAGACUGCUUUCGAGGCUAACGACUGGAGCAGGACGUUUGGGAUGUACAACGAGUUCAAGAAGAGGAGCCAGAAGGGUCAGGGCUCGACAGGCGAGAUCUCCCACGACGCUUGGACUCUGGCCACGACACUCCGGGUGGCCGUUCGGUCGAACCACCUUACAGAGGCGCUCGAGAUCCUGCAGGAGAGCCAGUGGCAGAAUGUCAUCAAGAGCCGCGAGUUCCCAAGGGCGAACCUCGACAUUGCUCGGGCGGCCGUCAAGGCCUACUCCGAAGUGCUCCAUGGGCCCGACGGAAAACUUUCUCAAAGUAGCAGCGGUACUGAGGAGUGGAGCAAUGAUGAAACGCAACCUGGUGGUAACGGCAAGGACGACAAGAUUGUCAAUGGCGUGAAUCUGACCCAGGAGCUGAAGACGGCGCUCAAGAUCCGCAACCAGCUCGAGUUUGCACUUGCGAACUAUCAUUCUGAUGGCGCCAAGGCCUACAAGAAGCGCGCUAUUUCCCACGGUGAGGAGCUUAUUCUCGGCGGUGAGAGCUCAUCCUCAGGGUCCGGCCGUGGAAGAAAAUAA
This is a messenger RNA of Linnemannia hyalina, 2058 nucleotides long. Lineage: Eukaryota; Fungi; Mortierellomycota; Mortierellomycetes; Mortierellales; Mortierellaceae. The record is from the annotation of a GenBank genome assembly.